AAAGCCUAUUCCUUUUUUUCAUACGUCGACGAGGAGGACCUCAGUCCGUCUGUAGCUCAAUAGGGUUUAUCGUUCUAGCAGCGCCUCCAUAAGUCCGGCAUCUCCUUCCCUCUGUGGAAUUCUGUCCUUCUGUAACUUUCUCUCUCUUUCUCUCAACUUUUAAGUGUCGAAACAGUAGAGGGAUUGGUGGCAUAAAUGUCCACCAAGGGAGCGACGAGUCUCACAAACAACUUCCUCGCAGUACUAUCCAAGGUAUGUUCUUCCAGCAACUCAUUAGAUUCAUUAAAAAAGCUUACAUUGCUGAGAAAUCUCAGCAUCGGCAGUGCCGCUGAAAGAACAGAUUUUCAAAACGGUAAUGGAUAUCACGUAGACAACUCUUCAGAAUAUCAGCAAAACUCUGGUGGGUUUUACGGUGAGGACCAAAAUCCCAUGGAUUUUCACCAGAAAUCAACCAGAUUUAUCGGGGGAAGUUCCGUGGGGGCUUCACGGAGCUCAAACCCCAACGGGAAUUGUGGAGAAAGCACAACAAACGAUUUUGUGGUGAACCCAGUUGCGCAAAACGAAAGUUUUAGUGGGCCUUAUGGGCAAAACUAUGGCGAUUUGCAGCAAAAUUCUAGUGGGCUUUAUAGGGAAAGCUAUAGAAGUACAUAUCAAAACCACCCAGUUGGACAAAAUGGAAACUUUAGUGGAAAUUAUGGUCAGAGUAGUGGAUGGCCACAGCUGGACCCAAACGGAAUUUCUGCAAGUAAUUCGAGAGGGUUUGAGCCGAAUUCAAGUGGCUUUCACCAGAACAACGGCGAAGUUUACAAGGAAAGCACUAUAAAUGAAUCGCAGAAUAACCAAUAUCAGCAAAAUGGGAAUUUUAGUGGGCAUUAUGGGAAUAAUGACGGAAAGUUCUUGCAGAACCAUAAUGGGUCUUACACCCAUAGUUCACCGGUACAGCAUAGUAUGAGCGGGUUCAACGGGAUAAAUAGAAAUCUACAGCAUUCAUAUGGAUCUUACCUGGAGGGAGCUAGAGCAACGAGGCAGAAUCCACAUGGAUUUAAUUCCCAAGGCCUUUCAGAAUCUCAGGGAAGCCUAAACGAGAACUACAUGCAAAAUUUUGGGCAAGCUCAGCAAGCCUCGUAUGAUCAUAACAUGGUGAAUGCUGGAAUGCAGCCGCAAGGCCAAAGUUGGUGUCAGCAGAGCCCUAGUGCUGGACACUAUAAUCAGAGCCUCCAUGGAGGACAAAAUCCGCCAAACUCAAAUGCUUCUCAGAUUAUGACGACUAGUUCUCAAUCAUCCAGUCAUCCAACACAUGGGGGUGAAUUGGCUGAAACAUCUGACAAUCACCCAUAUGUCGGUACACUUGAGGAGCUAGAUAGUUUUUGCAAAGAGGGGAAAGUGAAGGAAGCUGUAGAAGUCUUAGGUUUUUUAGAAAAGCAGUGUCUUCCUGUUGAUUUGCCCCGAUAUUUGCAGUUGAUGCAGGCAUGUGGUGAGGCUCGAUCUCUACAGGAAGCAAAAUAUGUUCAUGAACACAUUGUAAGAAUACAGUCUCCUCUCAGAGUGAGCACCUACAACAGAAUCAUAGAGAUGUAUUGGAAAUGUGGUUCCAUAGAUGACGCUUGGCAAGUGUUUAACACAAUGCCCAAGCACAAUUUGACAUCGUGGGAUGUUAUGAUAACAUGGCUUGCUAAGAAUGAUUAUGGGGAGGAUGCCAUUGAUCUAUUUACUAAGUUUAAGAAAACAGGACUGAAACCUGAUGGUCAAAUGUUUAUUGGAGUUUUUACUGCUUGUAGUGUUCUAGGAGAUAUUGAUGAAGGAAUGCUGCACUUUGAAUCAAUGAGCAAGGAUUAUGGCAUUGUCCCAUCCAUGAAUCAUUAUGUGAGUGUAGUAGACAUGCUAGGAAGUACAGGGUUUCUGGAUGAAGCUUUUGAGUUCAUUGGAAAGAUGCCAUUGGAGCCAAGUGUUGAUGUAUGGGAAACUCUAAUGAAUCUCUGCAGAGUUCAUGGACACAGGGAGCUUGGUGAUCUUUGUGCUGAGAUUGUUGGGCAGUUAGAACCCUCAUGCUUGAAUGAGCAAUCGAAGGCUGGCCUUCUACCUGUGAAACCUUCAGACAUUGCAAAACAGAAAGAGAAGAAGAAACUAUCUAGUCAAAAUCUUUUAGAAGUUAGGAGUCGGGUCCAUGAAUAUCGAGCAGGGGAUAGAUCUCAUCCUGGCACGGAUAGGAUCUAUGCAGAACUUAGGGCUUUGAAGGAACAAAUGAAAGAGGCUGGUUAUAUACCAGAGACUAGAUUUGUGUUGCAUGAUAUAGACCAGGAAGCCAAGGAGGAAGCCCUUCUUGCUCACAGCGAGAGACUUGCUAUUGCCGAUGGUCUCCUGAGUAGUCCAGCUCGAUCACCUAUUAGGAUAAUCAAGAAUCUUCGUGUUUGUGGUGAUUGCCAUACUGCACUGAAGAUCAUCUCAAAGCUUGUUGGCAGAGAACUCAUUAUACGAGAUGCUAAGAGGUUCCACCAUUUCAAAGAUGGGUUGUGCUCUUGCCGGGAUUAUUGGUGAACAAACUGAAAUUUGAGGUCUUAGUUCGGUGAUUUUGAAGGUAAGGCCAUGGUGCUUCCUCACACAGAAAGCAGUGAAGAAAACUGCCCAUAACAUGUCUAAAUCAUUAUUGGAAGGAACAAGAUCUCACUCCCCAGGAUUGAUAAUUUUUUACUCAAUACUCUUGGGUAUUUUGUCCGUGAAUUGACCUCGACGCAAACAACAAGAACAUCUCUUUCCCAGCACUGAAGCUUUGUUUUUUCUUUCCCAACAUUGUUCUGACAUAGUUGAUUGGUCUGAUGUCAAUAUAUUUGAACUCAAAACUUCAUAAAAUCUGUAUCGGAUAAUUUCUUUUGUAUACGCACCAGCUUGAAUCUGGUGUCAAGACUCAAGACUCAAUAUAUGCAGUAGCAGACAAACAUUUCAAAAGUUUUU
Messenger RNA from Juglans regia (Persian walnut), 2949 nucleotides. RefSeq names its product pentatricopeptide repeat-containing protein At4g32450, mitochondrial. Lineage: Eukaryota; Viridiplantae; Streptophyta; Magnoliopsida; Fagales; Juglandaceae. Gene Ontology annotation, biological process: RNA modification. The transcript has 2 exons. The record is from RefSeq and is a predicted model, not a curated record. The coding region runs from base 196 to 2535 and encodes 779 amino acids. Gene Ontology annotation, molecular function: RNA binding; protein binding; zinc ion binding.